GAGUAGCGGGCAUGCGCGAGCCGCUCAGCGCAUGCCCUGUGAGCCCCCGGCUGGUGCUGGUCUGGAGUCGGAAGCCUGGGAGCCCCUGACCCGGGCGAACGGCAGCGAGUGUUUUGACAAGCUACUAUGGAACAGGAUAAAAGAAACUAGGAGAUUUUUUAAUAUCAGUUUUCUCUUUGACCACAGUGAUCCUGUUGUAAUUUGUUUCUAUAUUUCAAGACUUUACUUUCUAAAAGAAUAUGACAGAUACCUAGCAUCUAGCAAAACCAUGGCAGCUGCUUAUCUUGACCCAAACUUGAAUCACGCCCCAAGUUCGAGUACAAAGACACACCUCAGUACUGGGAUGGAGCGUUCUCCUGGGGCAAUGGAGCGAGUAUUAAAAGUCUUUCAUUAUUUUGAAAAUAGUAGUGAGCCAACCACAUGGGCCAGUAUUAUCAGGCAUGGAGAUGCCACUGACGUCAGAGGCAUCAUUCAGAAGAUUGUGGACAGUCACAAAGUAAAGCAUGUGGCCUGUUACGGAUUUCGACUCAGUCAUCUUCGUUCAGAGGAAGUUCACUGGCUACAUUUGGAUAUGGGUGUUUCCAAUGUGAGAGAAAAAUAUGAACUAGCUCACCCACCAGAGGAGUGGAAGUAUGAAUUGAGAAUUCGUUACUUGCCAAAAGGAUUUUUGAACCAGUUUACAGAAGACAAGCCAACUUUGAAUUUCUUUUAUCAGCAGGUGAAAAACGACUAUAUGUUAGAAAUAGCUGAUCAAGUGGACCAGGAAAUUGCUUUGAAGUUGGGUUGCCUUGAAAUACGGAGAUCGUACUGGGAAAUGAGGGGUAAUGCCCUGGAGAAGAAAUCUAACUAUGAAGUAUUAGAAAAGGAUGUUGGUUUAAAGAGAUUUUUCCCUAAGAGUUUGCUGGAAUCUGUCAAGGCCAAAACCCUCAGAAAAUUGAUACAACAAACAUUUCGUCAGUUUGCCAAUCUUAAUAGAGAAGAAAGUAUUCUGAAAUUCUUUGAAAUUCUCUCUCCAGUGUACAGAUUUGAUAAAGAAUGCUUCAAAUGUGCUCUUGGGUCAAGUUGGAUCAUUUCUGUGGAGCUGGCAAUUGGCCCAGAAGAAGGCAUCAGUUACCUUACAGACAAGGGCUCCAAUCCUACACAUCUUGCAGACUUCAAUCAAGUUCAGACCAUUCAGUAUUCAAACAGUGAUGACAAAGACAGAAAAGGAAUGCUGCAACUCAAAAUAUCAGGAGCACCUGAGCCUCUCACAGUGACAGCCCCAUCUUUAACCAUUGCAGAGAAUAUGGCUGACUUAAUAGAUGGAUAUUGCCGACUAGUUAAUGGAGCCACACAGUCUUUUAUCAUUAGACCUCAGAAAGAAGGUGAACGAGCCUUACCAUCAAUACCAAAGCUAGCCAACAAUGAGAAGCAAGGAGUAAGGACACAUACGGUCUCUGUAUCAGGAGUCAGUCACUGUCAUCAUAAAGUUAAGAAAGCCAAGCGCUUUCUUCCUUUGGUCUUCUGUUCCCAUGAGCCUCCGCCCACGGAUGAAAUUAGUGGGGACGAAACAGAUGACUAUGCUGAAAUUAUAGAUGAAGAAGAUACUUAUACAAUGCCCUCAAAAAGCUAUGGAAUAGAUGAAGCCAGGGAUUAUGAGAUACAAAGAGAAAGGAUAGAACUUGGACGCUGUAUUGGAGAAGGCCAGUUUGGAGACGUACAUCAAGGAAUUUACAUGAGUCCAGAGAAUCCAGCAAUGGCAGUUGCAAUUAAAACAUGUAAAAACUGUACCUCUGACAGUGUGAGAGAAAAAUUCCUUCAAGAAGCCUUAACAAUGCGUCAGUUUGAUCACCCACAUAUUGUGAAGUUGAUUGGAGUUAUAACAGAAAACCCUGUCUGGAUAAUCAUGGAACUCUGCACACUAGGAGAGCUGCGAUCAUUUUUGCAAGUGAGAAAAUACAGCUUGGAUUUGGCAUCUUUGAUUCUAUAUGCUUACCAGCUUAGUACAGCCCUUGCCUACCUAGAAAGUAAAAGAUUUGUGCAUAGGGACAUUGCUGCUAGAAAUGUGCUGGUAUCUUCAACUGACUGUGUAAAAUUAGGAGACUUUGGUUUAUCUCGAUAUAUGGAAGAUAGUACUUACUACAAAGCUUCUAAGGGAAAAUUACCUAUUAAAUGGAUGGCUCCAGAGUCAAUCAACUUUAGACGUUUUACCUCAGCUAGUGAUGUGUGGAUGUUUGGUGUGUGCAUGUGGGAAAUUUUGAUGCAUGGUGUAAAGCCUUUUCAAGGAGUGAAGAACAAUGAUGUAAUUGGUCGAAUUGAGAAUGGUGAACGGUUGCCAAUGCCUCCAAAUUGUCCUCCUACCCUCUACAGCCUUAUGACAAAGUGCUGGGCAUAUGAUCCCAGUAGAAGACCCAGGUUUACUGAACUCAAAGCACAGCUCAGUACAAUACUGGAGGAAGAGAAGCUCCAGCAAGAAGAACGAAUGAGAAUGGAAUCAAGAAGGCAAGUCACAGUGUCCUGGGAUUCAGGAGGCUCAGACGAAGCUCCUCCCAAGCCCAGCCGGCCUGGUUACCCUAGCCCAAGAUCCAGUGAAGGUUUUUAUCCUAGUCCACAACAUAUGGUACAAGCCAAUCAUUAUCAGGUCUCUGGUUAUACUGGUUCUCAUGGAAUAACAGCUAUGGCUGGCAGCAUUUAUCCUGGUCAAGCAUCUCUGUUGGACCAAACAGAGUCUUGGAACCACCGACCUCAAGAGGUAUCAAUGUGGCAGCCCAACAUGGAGGACUCUGCCGCAUUGGACAUGAGGGGAUUAGGCCAAGUUCUUCCAGCACAUCUUAUGGAAGAGAGGUUGAUACGACAGCAGCAGGAAAUGGAAGAAGAUCAACGUUGGCUUGAGAAGGAAGAGAGAUUUUUGAAACCUGAUGUGAGGCUUUCUCGAGGCAGCAUUGACCGAGAGGAUGGAAGUCUUCAGGGUCCGACUGGUAACCAGCACAUAUAUCAGCCGGUGGGUAAGCCAGAUCCUGCAGCUCCACCAAAGAAACCACCUCGUCCAGGAGCGCCCAGCCAUCUAGGAAGCCUGGCCAGCCUCAACAGCCCUGUGGAUAGUUAUAAUGAGGGAGUGAAGCUGCAGCCCCAGGAAAUCAGCCCCCCUCCUACUGCCAAUCUGGACCGCUCCAAUGACAAGGUCUAUGAGAAUGUAACUGGCCUGGUGAAAGCUGUCAUAGAAAUGUCCAGCAAGAUCCAGCCUGCACCGCCAGAGGAAUAUGUCCCUAUGGUAAAGGAAGUUGGCUUGGCCCUAAGAACAUUGCUAGCAACAGUGGACGAGACCAUUCCCCUGCUCCCAGCAAGCACUCACAGAGAGAUUGAGAUGGCCCAAAAGCUGUUGAAUUCGGACUUGGGUGAGCUGAUCAACAAGAUGAAACUGGCACAACAAUACGUCAUGACCAGCCUCCAGCAGGAAUACAAAAAGCAAAUGCUAACUGCCGCUCAUGCACUGGCUGUAGAUGCCAAAAACUUACUAGAUGUCAUUGAUCAAGCAAGAUUGAAAAUGCUAGGGCAGACCAGGCCACACUGAGCUUGUCAAGGGAAGUUAUUUAAGAGUCUCACUCUUUUCAAGAUGUCAUUCAGCCUUCCACCAGCAGUGAAGAUGAAUCCUGUGUUCCUUGGGUUGCCACCAAAUCCUGCUCCAGCUGGUAGAAAACUGUUGCUCAUUUCAAGUUUAACCACAGAUUUUUGUUGUUUUUAGUUUUGGGGGUUUUUUAAUCAUGAUGUUCAAACGGUCUGGGAUCCAAAAAUGCAACAUUUUGAGAUUGAAGUUUGUACACAAGAAGCUUGUAAGACUCAUGAAGAACAGUUUCAUUUUUCAUACCAUUCUAGAGGAUGCGUGUGCCCAAUGAGGUCAAGGGAUUAAAAUUUUACAGCUUGAACUGUACGAGCUGCAGAAUGAGAGGGGGAAAAAAAAGUAUUGUCAAGUGGAGAAUUCUGGGAAACCCAAAGGGCUGAGAAUUCUUUUGCCUACAGUACAGAUAUAAUCCAGACUGGAAUUUUUUUAAAAUUGAAAUACUUUAAGUUGCAAUAUGCUAAUCCCAAUUUACACAGAAAGAAAAUCAAAGCUAUAUUUUGAAGACUUCAGUCAUUUCAGAAAAAACUAAAGUUCUUUCCAUCUUUCCUGCCUUUUCCUUUCAUGUGGAUGUGUGAAGCAUUUGGUUGGAAAGUAGCUAUAGAACACAACUGAAAAAACUCUUCUCUUUUUUCACCAGAAUAAUGUGCCAGUUUUUUGUAGCAAUGUUAUUUUCCAUGAAAGCAGAAAUGCUGCUUUGUACCAGAGCACACUAAAAGUGCAUUUGGAAAAGAGGUUCUGUAACCAUCCCUGUUCCCCAUUUUUAUAUAAUUUAUAAAGAAAGAUUAAAGCCAUGUUGAAUAUUUUAAAAGCCGCUGUAGUUAACUAACCUAUCCUUGUGUGUCCUCCUUCGGGGAAAGCACUCCCACAGAGUGGUCAUAUUUUCUUUUGUUUUCAAGUUAUGCCAUCCUUUCUGUUAAAUAAUAAUGAAAAAAAUACACUCCCUUUAGUUUGUUGGGGGAAAUAAAUUAUUCUCAGGAAGAAUAUAAUGAACUGUACAGUUACUUUGACCUAUUAAAAAGGUGUUACCAGUGAA
Molecule: messenger RNA, 4631 nt
Organism: Antechinus flavipes (yellow-footed antechinus)
Lineage: Eukaryota; Metazoa; Chordata; Mammalia; Dasyuromorphia; Dasyuridae
Gene: PTK2
Product: protein tyrosine kinase 2
Exons: 36
Coding region: 32-3550 (1172 amino acids)
Biological process (GO): protein phosphorylation; signal complex assembly
Cellular component (GO): focal adhesion; cytoskeleton
Molecular function (GO): protein tyrosine kinase activity; ATP binding
Source: RefSeq, a predicted model, not a curated record